Messenger RNA from Pseudo-nitzschia multistriata, 4494 nucleotides. NCBI's taxonomy places the organism in Eukaryota, Bacillariophyta, Bacillariophyceae, Bacillariales, Bacillariaceae. The record is from the annotation of a GenBank genome assembly.
CGUCAAAAUGCAAGUUUCAAGCGCCAUAAUUAGACGAAAUGCAUCAAUCCGAUUGCACUAUCCUUUUUCACCAUGGUGCGUAUCCAAAAUAGACCAAGACCAGGCGACUUUGCCGGUCGAGAGUCGUCCUUUGAGUCUUCGUUGUCGGGGGAUAUGACGCCGAAAACCAACUACACGAAAAGGACACUCGAUACAUCGUCGUUAUCGAGUUUGGAUACAUCGAAAUGGCAUCUUCCGAAUUUGUCGAAGGAAGACGAACUGGUGCUACUGCGCCGACGUAUACAGGCGUACGAGAGAUGCGAGGAACAGCUCAAUAUUGAUUUGGUUCGGACUAAAAGGGAAUUGGAAUCUUGCAAGGAAAGUGUCAUUAGAUGGAAAGAAGCCGUGCGUGGAGAUGUUCGCCCUGGAUCUCAUUAUCGACAAGAAAUUGUCUGUCUGAAACACGAGCUCGAUGAAAAGAACGGCAUCAUUCAACAGAGGGACACUACCAUACAAAAUAUGAUGGCAGGGGGUAGCCAUCCUUCCUUUGUAGAGCAUCAUGAAAUAAAUGAAACAUCAGUGUGCUCGUCGAUAUUGGACGAAGCAGUAGAGAAUCCGACUGCAAGAGAGAUGGAACGAUUGCUUUUAGAAAACUCAAAAUUUGUGUAUAGGCUCCGUGAACKGGACGAAGAGGUGAUUAGGCUUCGAAAUCAGAUUACAUUGUUAGAGCAGGAACGCAUCAAUUCGGAACUUUCACCAUUAUCGAUGCCGUUCAGCCCCUUUCAAGAAGAUGAACAAGAAUCGAGCACUUACCAAUUAGGUACAGCUAACAACUCGUACGGUCAUGGCGACUCUUUGCGCACGACAAAGCGACUCAUGGAGUUGCAGAACGAGCUAAGCAAGAGAACAGAAGAGGUAGAUUAUUCUUUCCAAUGCAAACUCGAACAAUUCCAGGAUGAAGCGAAGCGACUUCGUAUGUCACAAGCGAAGAAAAUCAGGGGCAUGAUAUCAGAGCUUAAUGGAGCUAAACUUGCGCUGCAUGCUGCUGAAGUAAAAGCAAAGGAUUCUGCGUCGGCAAUAGCACAUCAUAAAGCAACGAUCAGAGAUAUGAAAACAGAAAUGAGGAAACGCGAUGCAGCCAUUCUCGAGCUCAGAAAGGCGAUGAAGCAGAAGAAGGAAUCAAAUCUCUCAACCCAACAGGUUGAAGUUCAAGAAUUAAAGCAGGCACUGGAUGAAUCGCUCGAGGAGCUUGAAAAUGCCACAAAAGUUGCCACUGAGCAAAGAAAAACGAUCCAAAAUUUAAGAAAGGAAUCAAAUGACAAUGAAAUAAAUUAUUUACAGGUCCAACGUUACCUGGAAGUUGAAACUGAAAACCUCGAAAACACUAAGAAAGAAUUGCUCAAGCAAGAAUCCAAGAUGAAAGAAGUAAACAAUUCCAAAUCAGAGCUUGAGGAGACGAUGUCAAGUGAUGUCGAAAGUCUGAAAAAUAAAAUACAAUUGAGAGAAAACAAGAUAGAGCGUCUACAGCAAGAUUUGUUUUCGACAGACGCGCAAAAUCACAGUCUUGAGUUGAAGCUGGUUGAGAAAGAAACUGAGAUCAAUGAACUUAAUCUAUUGUUAAGAAAUCUUAGGCCUACUCUUGAUAGCGAAAGGAAAGGAAAAGUCGAGGGAAGGGAUACCAGAGCAAACCUUCAGGAAAGCUUGAAGAAAGAAUAUGAGUAUUUGCUUCAAAAAACGAACCGCCAGAACAUUCAGCUUCACAACACAGACAAAAUUUUGCUCGAAAAGGAGCAAGAGAAAGCGAGGUUGAAAGCUUCACUGGAAGAAUUAUGUGCUAAACUUGACAGAUUUGAAGCUGAAAAAGAUGCUUCAGAGAGGAAGAUUGUAGAUGAGAAUGAUGAAAUUGUUUCUCGUCUUCAGGAAGAGAGAGAUAGCUUACGGAGAUCUUUGGAGCAGAAGCUCGCUGACCAGGACGCCAUGGUGAAAGAUGUCACUAUAUUGCAAAAACAUCUCGAGGAGAAAGAUCGUGAAGUUGGUAAUUUACGAGAAACACUCAGGUCAAAUACUAAGACAAUCGAGUCACAACUUAGUAAAAUACAAGAGAUCGAGAAAUUGUUGGUCGUGAAGGACAAGAGGAUUGCUGAUAUUGAAAGAAUGAAGAUCGAGUCAAGGACUGAAAAUAAAUCAGAGUCCAUCGAAUCGAAGGAACAAAACCGAGGAAUCACGAAAGAAAUAAAAGAUAGAAAUCAGUCUUCGACGAUGGAUGUUGAAUACAACCGUCGCACUUUCAACCAAAUGCAAGAUCAGUUGAUAUUAAAGGAUGAACAGAUAGCAAGACUUCAAGCCAACGAAAAAUCGAGAGACGAUUUACUGCAGAUGACGCUGAUAGACCAAAUAUACGACGAUAAAGAAAAGGUAGAACUUCACAGUAUUUUAAUGAAUCUCAAGAAAGAAAAGGUGGAACUCACUGAUUCCCUCGCCAAAGCUCAGAAGGAACUAGAUGUCAAAGCCAGCAUAGUAUUGACGUUAGAGAGUCGAAUCGAAACAAUUACUACGAAGAUGAAAGAUAAACAAUAUGAGAUGGAUAUAUUGGUGAAAAACUUUGGUCAACUUGGCGAGAAAAAUGAAGUCAUUGAAAAAAGGUGUCAAUGCAUGGACAAUGUUGUCAAUCGUCUAGCCCAGGAGAUUCUCCAUAUACGAGAGGGACUCGUUGGCGAAAAUUGUGAUAUUGAACCCAUUGCAAAAUAUGUCGAGAUGCUACUAGAUAUUUAUGCUGCUGCUUGUAACGGCAACACGGCAACGAACGACAUGAUAAAGGAGCUAGAAACAACGAGGGUCGAGCUUCUUAAUGCAUUGAAUUCCCUUUUCGAAAAUAGCCGAGUAUUACACCAAAGAGAGGAAGUUUUUGAUAACAACUCUAACGAGCUCUCGAGCCUACGAGAGAUCAAGAAGGAAAACAAGUCGUUGGCGGAGAUGGUAGUGUUGAUGACAGAAACACUUCACACAGAGCGAGAAGAAAAAGAAAAUGUCGAGCGCAAUCUUGCAAGGGAAACAAGAGUUAUGAAGGAAAGUAUGGAAGCCAUGGAAGUUAAGAAUAGAUGUUUGGAGAAAGAUAUGAUGACAAAAAUAUCAUCUCUUGAAAAGUUAAAUGGCGAGGUUCAAGCAAAGACUGCAGAAGUCAACAAUCUUCAAAAUGAGAUCGCACGGAGAAAUAAUCUGAUGGCUGAAAAUUCCUCGUUGAAGACGCAAAAUGCACGCAUAAAGAAAUGUAUAGAUGAACUUUCGAAUGAAGUUCAGGAUCUGAAUGGAAAAUUAGCCAAAAUAACCAUUGCAAACGAAGAUAGUUCAUCGCUGAAAUCAAAACUUGCAGAAGCUAAGAAAUCAGAAAAUGAACUAGUGACCUCAUACGAGCGUCAAAUCUCUUCUCUCACAAUGAAUAAAGAUGUGACGAUCGAUACUCUAAGGAAAGAUUUAGCGGCAUCGAGGUCGCGAAGUGCCGAAGAGGUAGCUCGUUUAACGAAUGAAUUGAGUGAAAUGCGAGAGUUGAAUAGCGAUCUUGAGAGGCGAUGCAAUGAAGAUUCCAUGCGAGUGAAGGACCAGAGAAUACAUGCUUUGGAGCACACACUCUGUGCUCAAGAAAAGACAGUAGAAUCUCUGCGUUAUCAGCUUGAUCAAGUACAACUAAGCAUGCGAGAUGUUUCUGAACAGCGCCGGAAAGACCUUGAGGAACUACAAAGCGAGUUGAUGGAGAGUAAGUCACGCGCAAUGGAUCAAGACAGAGAAAACACAUGCUUAAAAGUUAAACUCGACGAAUGCAAGAUAGAAUAUGAAAACGAGAUCAAAAGGCUGAAGAAAGACUUACCGAUUUCAAAAUCGAUGAAAGACUUAAAGGACACCAACACCAUGUUAGAAGUGAAGCAGCGCCUUGAACAGCUUAGGGUGGUUAAUAUCGAGCUCAAGGAAGACAAUAUCAAAUUAAGUGCAAAAUUGKAGAGAGCUCUAAUAAAGAUUCGAGGUUUGGAAGCUGAAAGUGAGAUUUCUGCUGAGAUGGAAAAAGAAUAUGGCAACGUCAGAAAACAGCUAAAAGAUUUAGAAUGUUUAUUGGAACAAAGUAUUCAGCACAAAAAACAAAGAUCUCGUGCGGAAGAAUCUAACUGCAAGAAUGAGAACGUGCAAAAUAGGACUCGUAAAGGGAAAGGUAGGGGAAAACAAGGGGGUAGCCGAACGAAUUUGUUAGGUUGGGGGAAGAGUAAAGUACCACCAGUUUUGGUUGAGGAAUCGGAUUGAAGCGGGACGGAAGUGAACGCAGGACAUUGAUAACAACAAUCUGUUUCUUCGGCCAAAAGACUAGAGUUAAGUGAACUGGGAAGUUUAAGUUCUGUAUUUUCUCUUAUUAUUUGUGUAUUGAUAGUUAAUAUAUUAGAAUUACGGAAUAGGUGUUAUCUAUUAAUACUCCAUAUAUAUUCACAUUUCAAUCCAUCCUUGCUUCCUCAUAAAUUAAUUAAUUCAAUUAAC